Sapajus apella (tufted capuchin) is the source of this 7492-nucleotide messenger RNA. RefSeq names its product tankyrase 2 (gene TNKS2). NCBI's taxonomy places the organism in Eukaryota, Metazoa, Chordata, Mammalia, Primates, Cebidae. The coding region runs from base 374 to 3874 and encodes 1166 amino acids. The record is from RefSeq and is a predicted model, not a curated record. The transcript has 27 exons. Gene Ontology annotation, molecular function: protein binding; NAD+ poly-ADP-ribosyltransferase activity.
AGCCCCGCUCGCCGAAACCUGCACCGCCGAUGCCCGGUUACUGCGCACGCGCGGGACGACGUCACGUGUUCUCCCCGGGCUCGGCGGAGCUGGCAGGAGGGACCUUGCCAGCUUCCGCCGCCGCGUUGCUUCAGGGCUCGGCUGGCGGAUUCGCGCUGCCUCCGCCACUGCAGGGCAGCUGGGGGAAGGGAGCCGAGCUAAGGGCGCGCGUCGGCGCGGCCAUGGGACUGCGCCGGAUCCGGUGACAGCAGGGAGCCAACCGGCCCGGGCCCUGAGCGCCUCUCCUCCGGGGGGCCUCGCCCUCCUGCUCGCGGGGCCGGGGCUCCUGCUGCCCUUGCUGGCGCUGCUGCUGGCGGUGGCGGCGGCCAGGAUCAUGUCAGGCCGCCGCUGCGCGGGCGGGGGAGCGGCCUGCGCGAGUGCGGCGGCUGAGGCAAUGGAGCCGGCUGCCCGAGAGCUAUUCGAGGCGUGCCGCAAUGGGGACGUGGAGCGAGUCAAGAGGCUGGUAACGCCGGAGAAGGUGAACAGCCGCGACACGGCGGGCAGGAAAUCCACCCCGCUGCACUUCGCCGCAGGUUUUGGGCGGAAAGACGUAGUUGAAUAUUUGCUUCAGAAUGGUGCAAAUGUCCAAGCACGUGAUGAUGGGGGCCUUAUUCCACUUCAUAAUGCAUGCUCGUUUGGUCAUGCUGAAGUAGUCAAUCUCCUUUUGCGAAAUGGUGCAGACCCCAAUGCUCGAGAUAAUUGGAAUUAUACUCCUCUCCAUGAAGCUGCAAUUAAAGGAAAGAUUGAUGUUUGCAUUGUGCUCUUACAGCAUGGAGCUGAGCCAACUAUCCGAAAUACAGAUGGAAGGACAGCAUUGGAUUUAGCGGAUCCAUCUGCCAAAGCAGUGCUUACUGGUGAAUAUAAGAAAGAUGAACUCUUAGAAAGUGCCAGGAGUGGCAAUGAAGAAAAAAUGAUGGCUCUGCUCACACCAUUAAAUGUCAACUGCCACGCAAGUGAUGGCAGAAAGUCAACUCCAUUGCAUUUGGCAGCAGGAUAUAACAGAGUAAAGAUUGUACAGCUAUUAUUGCAACAUGGAGCUGAUGUCCAUGCUAAAGAUAAAGGUGAUCUGGUACCAUUACAUAAUGCCUGUUCUUAUGGUCAUUACGAAGUUACUGAACUUCUGGUCAAGCAUGGUGCCUGUGUAAAUGCAAUGGACUUGUGGCAAUUCACUCCUCUUCAUGAGGCAGCUUCUAAGAACAGAGUUGAAGUAUGUUCUCUUCUCUUAAGUUACGGUGCAGAUCCAACACUGCUCAACUGUCACAAUAAAAGUGCUAUAGACUUGGCUCCCACACCACAGUUAAAAGAAAGAUUAGCAUAUGAGUUUAAAGGCCACUCAUUGCUGCAAGCUGCACGGGAAGCUGAUGUUACUCGAAUCAAAAAACAUCUCUCUCUGGAAAUGGUGAAUUUCAAGCAUCCUCAAACACAUGAAACAGCAUUGCAUUGUGCUGCCGCAUCUCCAUAUCCCAAAAGAAAGCAAAUAUGUGAACUGUUGCUAAGAAAAGGAGCAAACAUCAAUGAAAAGACUAAAGAAUUCUUGACUCCUCUGCACGUGGCAUCUGAGAAAGCUCAUAAUGAUGUUGUCGAAGUAGUGGUGAAACAUGAAGCAAAGGUUAAUGCUCUGGAUAAUCUUGGUCAGACUUCUCUGCACAGAGCUGCUUAUUGUGGUCAUCUACAGACCUGCCGCCUACUCCUGAGCUAUGGGUGUGAUCCUAACAUUAUAUCCCUUCAGGGCUUUACUGCUUUACAGAUGGGAAAUGAAAAUGUACAGCAACUCCUCCAAGAGGGUAUCUCAUUAGGUAAUUCAGAGGCAGACAGACAAUUGCUGGAAGCUGCAAAGGCUGGAGAUGUGGAAACUGUAAAAAAACUGUGUACUGUUCAGAGUGUCAACUGCAGAGACAUUGAAGGGCGUCAGUCUACACCACUUCAUUUUGCAGCUGGGUAUAACAGAGUGUCCGUGGUGGAAUAUCUGCUACAGCACGGAGCUGAUGUGCAUGCUAAAGAUAAAGGAGGCCUUGUACCUUUGCACAAUGCAUGUUCUUAUGGACAUUAUGAAGUUGCAGAACUUCUUGUUAAACAUGGAGCAGUGGUUAAUGUAGCUGAUUUAUGGAAAUUUACACCUUUACAUGAAGCAGCAGCAAAAGGAAAAUAUGAAAUUUGCAAACUUCUGCUCCAGCAUGGUGCAGACCCUACAAAGAAAAACAGGGAUGGAAAUACUCCUUUGGAUCUUGUUAAAGAUGGAGAUACAGAUAUUCAAGAUCUGCUUAGGGGAGAUGCAGCUUUGCUAGAUGCUGCCAAGAAGGGAUGUUUAGCCAGAGUGAAGAAGUUGUCUUCACCUGAUAAUGUAAACUGCCGUGAUACCCAAGGCCGACAUUCAACACCUUUACAUUUAGCAGCUGGUUAUAAUAAUUUAGAAGUUGCAGAGUAUUUGUUACAACAUGGAGCUGAUGUAAAUGCCCAAGACAAAGGAGGACUUAUUCCUUUACAUAAUGCAGCAUCUUAUGGGCAUGUAGAUGUAGCAGCUCUACUUAUAAAGUAUAAUGCAUGUGUCAAUGCCACGGACAAAUGGGCUUUCACACCUUUGCACGAAGCAGCCCAAAAGGGACGAACACAGCUUUGUGCUUUGUUGCUAGCCCAUGGAGCUGAUCCUACUCUUAAAAAUCAGGAAGGACAAACACCUUUAGAUUUAGUUUCAGCAGAUGAUGUCAGCGCUCUUCUGACAGCAGCCAUGCCCCCUUCUGUUCUGCCUUCUUGUUACAAGCCUCAAGUGCUCAAUGGUGUAAGAAGCCCAGGAGCCACUGCAGAUGCUCUCUCAUCAGGUCCACCUAGCCCAUCAAGCCUUUCUGCAGCCAGCAGUCUUGACAACUUAUCUGGGAGUUUUUCAGAACUGUCUUCAGUAGUUAGUUCAAGUGGAACAGAGGGUGCUUCCAGUUUGGAGAAAAAGGAGGUUCCAGGAGUAGAUUUUAGCAUAACUCAAUUUGUAAGGAAUCUUGGACUUGAGCACCUAAUGGAUAUAUUUGAGAGAGAACAGAUCACUUUGGAUGUAUUAGUUGAGAUGGGGCACAAAGAGCUGAAGGAGAUUGGAAUCAAUGCUUAUGGACAUAGACACAAACUAAUUAAAGGAGUUGAGAGACUUAUCUCCGGACAACAAGGUCUUAACCCAUAUUUAACUUUGAACACCUGUGGUAGUGGAACAAUUCUCAUAGAUCUGUCUCUUGAUGAUAAAGAGUUUCAGUCUGUGGAGGAAGAGAUGCAAAGUACAGUUCGAGAGCACAGAGAUGGAGGUCAUGCAGGUGGAAUCUUCAAUAGAUACAAUAUUCUCAAGAUUCAGAAGGUUUGUAACAAGAAACUAUGGGAAAGAUAUACUCACAGGAGAAAAGAAGUUUCUGAAGAAAACCACAACCAUGCCAAUGAACGAAUGCUAUUUCAUGGGUCUCCUUUUGUGAAUGCAAUUAUCCACAAAGGCUUUGAUGAAAGGCAUGCAUACAUAGGUGGCAUGUUUGGAGCUGGCAUCUAUUUUGCUGAAAACUCUUCCAAAAGCAAUCAAUAUGUAUAUGGAAUUGGAGGAGGUACUGGGUGUCCAGUUCACAAAGACAGAUCUUGUUACAUUUGCCACAGGCAGCUGCUCUUUUGCCGGGUAACCUUGGGAAAGUCUUUCCUGCAGUUCAGUGCAAUGAAAAUGGCACAUUCUCCUCCAGGUCAUCACUCAGUCACUGGUAGGCCCAGUGUAAAUGGCCUAGCGUUAGCUGAAUAUGUUAUUUACAGAGGAGAACAGGCUUAUCCUGAGUAUUUGAUUACUUACCAGAUUAUGAGACCUGAAGGUAUGGUUGAUGGAUAAAUAGUUGUUUUAAGAAACUAAUUCCACUGAACCUAAAAUCAUCAAAGCAGCAAUGGCCUCUAAGUUUUACUCCUUUGCUGAAAAAAAAAAAAAAAAAAAAUCAUCUUGCCCCACAAGCCUAUAGCAAAAGGAUAAAAAUGUGAAAGAAGUUUAACAUUCUGACUUGAUAAAGCUUUAAUAAUGUACAGUGUUUUCUAAAUAUUUCCUGUUUUUCAGCACUUUAACAGAUGCCAUUCCAGGUUAAACUGGGUUUGUCUGUACUAAAUUAUAAACAGAGUUAACUUGAACCUUUUAUACAUUAUUCAUUGAUUCUAACAGAAACUGUAAUGCCCUCAACAGCUCGUUUUACUAAUACAGUACUGUGUUCUUUAAAACACAGCAUUUACACUGAAGACAAUUUCAUUUGUAAAACUGUAAAUAAGAGCUUUUGUACUAGCCCAAUAUUUAUUUACAUUGCUUUGUAAUAUAAAUCUGUUUUAGAACUGCAGCGGUUUACAAAAUUUUUUCAUAUGUAUUGUUCAUCUGUACUUCAUCUUGCAUCAUCAUGAUUGAGUGAUCUUUACAUUUGAUUCCAGACGCUAUGUUGAGUUGUUAGUUGGGAAAGAUUGAUUUAUCAGAUUUAAUUUGCUGAUGGGAGCUUGUAUCUGUCAUUAGAAAUCUUUCUCAUAGAACUUAUGAAUAUGCUGAAGAUUUAAUUUGUGAUACUUUUGUAUGUAUAAGACACAUUCCAAAGAGCUCUAACUAUGAUAGGUCCUGAUUACUAAAGAAGCUUCUUUACUGGCCUCAAUUUCUGGCUUUCAUGUUGGAAAAUUUUCUAAAGUCAUUCUGUGAAAAUUAGAGCAAAGUGCUCCUGUUUUUUUAGAGAAACUAAAUCUUGCUGUUGAACAAUUACUGUGUUCUUUUCAUGGAAGUUAAGUAAGAUGUUACAUUUCCAAGGUGGGGAAGGGUAAUCCUAAAUCAUUUCCCAAUUUAUUCUAAUUACCUUAAAUCUAAAGGGAAAAAAAAUAGCCAACAAGACUGGGUAGUUUUUUAUCCUAAGUAUUUUUUUUUCCGUUCUUUUUUUACUUGGUUUUAUUGCUAUGUUUAUAGCCAAACUAUACAUCAUGGGUAAACUCAACCCAGAACUAUAAACUGUAGUUGUCUCAGUCCCCUCCAGGCCUCCUGAAUGGGCAAGUACAGUGAAACAGGUGCUACUUGCUCCUGAGUUGCCUCUCCAUGACGUUAUGCCCAAUUGGAAAUAUGCUCUCAGUUUGUGCACCAUAUGGUGACUAGGCCUGUGUUCAGUUUGGCAGCUAUAGAAGGAAAUGCUGUCCCAUAAAAUGUCAUUCCUAUUUUCUAAGAUAAAACUCGUUUCCAGGAAGCAUGCUUAAGCAUCUUGUUACAGAGACGUACAUGCAUUAUGGCUUGGCAGUCUAUUUUAUUUGUUGACUGUAGCUCCCUCCAAAGUCGAGGAAAGAUCUUUACUCACUUAAUGAGGACAUUCCCCAUUGCUCUCUGUACCAGUUCACUUUUAUUUUACAUUUUAUUCAGUCUGUAAAUUAACUGGCCCUUUGCAGUAACUUAUACAUAAAGUGCUAGAAAAUCAUGUUUCUUGUCCUGAGUAAGAGUUUAUCAGAGUAAAUGCAUUUCUGGAGUUGUUUCUAUGAUGUAAAUUAUGAUUGUUAUUUAAGAGGUCAAAUCCUGACGUUGAAGUGCUUUUUAUACAGCUCUCUAGUAAUUAUGAAUAUGAUCCUAAAGUCAUUUCUUGGAACACAAAUGGAGUAUGCCAAAUUUUAUAUAAAUUUUUCAGAUUAUCUAAGUUUCCAGGUUUUAUAAUUAGAAGAUAAUGAGAGAAUUAAUGGGGUUUAUAUUUACAUUAUCUCUCAACAUGUAGCCCAUAUUACUCGCCCUAUGAGUGAAUCUGGAAUUGCUUUUCAUGUAAAAUCAUUGUGGUCUAUGAGUUUACAAUAUUGCAAACUGUGUUAUUUCAUCUAAUCCAUUGCUUGAUGAGUGUGUUUUUCCAUGAAUGAAUAUACUGUGGUUAAUAUGUUAGCAUGGCAGUGCUUUCAGAUAGCUUUUUGUUUGUUGGGAAGUUGGGGUUUUGGGGGAGGGGGAGGAUUAGUACUUUGCAUGAAAUAGCUUAUUUUAUAAUGAUGGAAUUGCUUUUUCUUUUGUCUUGUGAUUUAUUUUUUUUUGAAGCGAAAUUUAAUUUUUUGUGCAAGUAGUACUAUUAUACCCAUCUUCAGUGUCUUACUUAGACUGUAUCACAUUCCAUACCCUCAUUUAAUUCUUAAUAAACUGUUCACUUGUUUUUCUGGGUAGCAUGGUAAUUACUGGAAUAGUAAUAAAUGUGUUGAAUGGUCUUUGAGAAAAUGGAUUAAGAUAUUACAAUAAACCACAAUUGCAGGAAAACAAUGUAGUUCUGAGUCUAAUAGUGAUAAAGAAUGUAGUUUGAAGUUUGAAAUAUUGAAUAUUAUAGCCAUACUUGCUCCGUAAAAUGAAAGUAGCUGUAAGAUGUUCUCAACAUUUAGUCCAUUCAACACAACUUUGAUAAACCUUAAAGCCCAUUCCUGGGAAAUUAAUCUUCUUACCUUAUAAAGAGGAAUAUAUUUUUAUUUCUGUAUUAUAUGAAAACAUUCUUAAUAAGUUUCCAAACCUCAGUUAGUGGUAUUUAUUGCUAUUUUAAAAAGUAUAUUAGUCGUAUGUAUAUUAGACUUCAGUAUGUUAAGUUUCCUUGUGUGUGAUCAAUUCCCUGCUUUGCAUAAUAAGAGAAUGGUGGUGCAAAUAAUUCUUAAGUCUUUUGCUUUGAAAUAUAUUUCAGCAGCUUUAUGUUCCUGCUUCAUUUGGAGUAAUAUGGAAGUAUUUGCUUGCUAUUUCAAGUGUGCAUGCCAGUUUCAGGUGUCUAUUGUGAUCUAGUUGUUUGCAGGUUGAUGAGGCAAGAAAACAUGCAGAUCUCCAGAGCCCUUACAAUCAGUACUCCUGACUGUGCCUUUACCUGCUGUCCUGUCCUUAUUACAGGACCAGAAUGACAAAGGAAGCAAGUCGUGGUGGUACUCAUUUUUCACCAGAACUGUCAGACUUCUAUAAAAUUAAAUUGCAGUAUAGCCUUUCCCUGUCUCCUGAGUCUCCACACCUCCUGCCCUUUUGUGCUGACUAGUUUAGGCUGGCUAUGACCUAAAAUCCUUAAUUACACCCUCCUUAGAAAGUUCUUGUUCUUCACAUAAAGCCAUUAUUAUUAAAAGUGUUAUCUCCACUUUGUCACCUACCCAGAGCUGUCAUUUCCAUAACACAAAUAUAUACAGAGCCGCCAAAAGCAGUCUGCCAGUAUACUGUAAAGCAGUGCUAUGCAAAGGUGUGAUCUGCAGAUGGGAUUGGUCUGCACACUGAUGUUACCAGCCCAUGGGGAAAUGAAUACAAAAAGGGUAAACUUUUUUAAACUUUUAUAAAGCAAGACAUUGAUGUAAUUUUUUUUUCUUAUUGUUUUUAAUUGAAAUUCUGCCCUGCAAUGGAUUGGAAACUUGAAAAAAGAAACUGAUUAUUCACAGAUAGUUUGAAAGGUUUCACAUCUGCUUUGUAUACCAGCAGACUUAACACCUGGCAUAUCUGGCACCUAGUGUUCUCAGUAAAUUUUUGAUUGAG